UAGUGAUUCGAUGACAUCACUCAGCCUCUCCUUUUCCCUUCAUGGCUGACGAAGGCGCUUUCGACAUAAUCAUCCUUGGAACCGGUCUCGUGGAGUCCAUUGCAGCCGCCGCGCUCUCCAAAGCCGGGUUUAAAGUCGCGCAUAUCGACAACAAUCCUUAUUACGGUGCAGACGAGGCCAGCCUUUCAUUGGAAGAAUUCAUCGAAUGGACCGACAAGGACCAUGAGUUGUUCUCUGCGUUCUCCGGCACACAUACCAAACUACCACAUGCACGUCAAUAUUCCAUCUCUCUCUCACCUUCUGUGAUACCGUCAGUCGGGCCUCUCAUAUCUUCCCUCGUAGCUUCCGGAGUGUCUAGAUAUGGGGGGUUUCAGCUUGUUGAGCGUGUAGGCAUAUACGAUGCUUCUUCAGGAACCGUAAAAGGUGUUCCAGGCAGCAAAGAGGACGUGUUCAAGAACAAGGAUAUCAGUCUGGUGGAUAAACGGCGCCUGAUGCGAUUUCUCAUGUUUGCCUCGGGAGAGUUUGAAGGAAAGCCUGAGCUCGAGGGAAGGGAGGAGAUGGCGUUUGGCGAAUUUCUGAAGACGGCGUUCAUGCUCAACGACGAGACAGUAGCAGCGAUUCUGUAUGCAUUAGCUUUCUGCUUCACUGCCCAAGAUCCCACUCUAUACAUCCUGCGCCGACUCCGCCGCUAUCUUUGUUCGACCGGACGUUAUGGAUCCUCGCCUUUCCUUGUAGGCCAUUACGGCAGCUCAGGUGAAAUCGCUCAAGGCUUUUGUAGGACAGCUGCAGUGGCUGGAGGCGUCUACAUUUUAAGCCGCACCAUGUCUUCCAUCACCUACUCAGACUCCCGAUAUACUGUUACGCUCAAUGAUUUCCCUGAGCCACUCACAUGCCGCGUCCUGAUUUCAUCUGCGACUCAUCUUCCAUCAAAUCUUGCUCUACAUCAGAAACGCGUUGCGGUUUCUUCGCUAGAAUCGAUAUCUGGCUACUGUAUGGCACGAUGCGUAGCCAUCAUUGACCAACCACUUUCAUUCGGUACCAAAGUGCGUUCAACGGACGAAGACACUGAGGAACCCCCCCUUGACACCGGGAUACUCGUUUUUCCACCGAAUUCUCUUACAUCGUCAUCAGCGGCCGCAAUAGCCUUUGUCGUCGGCCAAGGGUCACUGUCUACCCCCAAAGACAGAUGGAUCCUCUAUCUAUCGAUGCCUAUCCAUCUUUCCGAAAUACAUUUAUUAUCUCCAGAAAUCAUCCUCACGCCGUAUAUGACCGCUGCUCUCAAGACGUCCCCGUCUCCUACUCCUCCUGUACCAUUAUUUACCUCUUUUUACCUCCAGAAUCCACCAUCUGCUGAGAAUUCAGGGUCCAAGUCUGAUUUGGGAACUUGCUUGGUAUCCCCGCAACUUCCAAUCGUCCCGCUUCCCGACACUCCAGAUCUUGCCGUGGAAUACGCAGAGGCUGUUUUCCGGGAGGCAAUUAAAGCUCUUCGACCAGAUGAAGAAGCAGACUUUUGGCCGCCGUUAGAAGAGGUUGAUGCAGAGGAGGAAUCUUUUUAA
Desarmillaria tabescens is the source of this 1556-nucleotide messenger RNA. Its product is annotated as GDP dissociation inhibitor-domain-containing protein. Gene Ontology annotation, biological process: protein geranylgeranylation; vesicle-mediated transport; small GTPase-mediated signal transduction. NCBI's taxonomy places the organism in Eukaryota, Fungi, Basidiomycota, Agaricomycetes, Agaricales, Physalacriaceae. Bases 42 to 1556 code for a protein of 504 amino acids. Gene Ontology annotation, cellular component: Rab-protein geranylgeranyltransferase complex; cytoplasm; nucleus. Gene Ontology annotation, molecular function: GDP-dissociation inhibitor activity. The transcript is spliced from 3 exons. The record is from RefSeq and is a predicted model, not a curated record.